Messenger RNA from Liolophura sinensis, 3043 nucleotides. Its product is annotated as caprin-1-like. The transcript is spliced from 12 exons. The record is from RefSeq and is a predicted model, not a curated record. Lineage: Eukaryota; Metazoa; Mollusca; Polyplacophora; Chitonida; Chitonidae. Gene Ontology annotation, cellular component: cytoplasm. Gene Ontology annotation, molecular function: RNA binding. The coding region runs from base 48 to 1940 and encodes 630 amino acids.
AAAUCAAACCACGUGAAAAUUCUUUAUGCUGGUUGUUGCUGUUGAAAAUGCCUGCUGCCUCUACGAAGCCCGAAACUAAGUCCUCUUCGGAGGCCAUGGAGCCCAUAAAACAGGCUAUCAGUCUGCUGGAUAAGAAAGUUCGCAAUCUAGAGAAAAGAAAGUCCAAGCUUGACAGCUACAAGGAAAAAGCCAACAAGGGGAAUCAGUUGGAGAAAGAUCAAGAGGAAGCAAUUGCCCACUAUACCGAGGUGAUACAGAAUUUGGAGUUUGCCAAGGAUCUACAGAAGCAGUAUGUCACCAUAUGUGUGGAUUCUGAGAAAAUCUUGAAGAAGCAAGCCAAGCGAGAGAAGGCAGAGAGACAACUAGUGGAGGUGAAGAGGUUUCGAGAGCUGCUACAGCUACAAGGGAUGCUGGACAGUUUAGGAUCUGAGACGGUCCGCAGUGACUUCAAAACAGGCAAACAUGGGGCUGUGGUGUUGACAGAUGAGAACUUAAAUCAAAUGGACGAGCUGUACAAACUAAUCAGUCCAUCUCGAGAAGGGGAGAAAGAUUAUCAAGAGCAGUUAACUCAGGCGGCAGAACACGUUUCCAACCUGCUGGACGGCAAGGACAAAGAAGUGGUGGGCACCACGUACAAAGAGUUGCGGGAACUCAUGGACCUGAUUAACAACUGUGGCUACUUUGAGAACAUACCGUGUUAUGGGGAAACGGAGCCUCAGGAAGACACUGCAGCAGAGGUGACGUCUACAGAGGUGGAGAGUCCAGUUGUGACAGAACCUGUUGUGAUUGAAGACCCUCAGCCUAUCCUGGCACCCGUUGUUCCCAAUGAUCAAGUCACUGGGGCAUACACACAGCCGAUUGAAGCAGAGGUGUUAGAAGCGGAAGCUCCUGAACACACAGCCCCCAUGGACCAAGAAUACCAUGCCUACAGUGCAGCCAACGCAGCUUACAACAGACAGCGGCCCUUCCAGGAGAUUGUCUCCUCUGUACAGGGCAGUUUUAACUUCCUUCAGGAAUCAGAAAUCGACAUUGAGUCUCCACACAUGGAUCCAGCGGUGGUUGCGAUGGGACCGGCGCCCAUCCCUCAUCCCUCAGCCACCCCGUCUGACAGUCCCACCCUCCCCGCUCAGACCCUGCUGGCUGAUGCUCACCUCCCCCAGCCCACACAGCAGCCAUCCCAGACCCCUCACCACCUAGACCCCACUGACCCACAGAAAGCCAUGGCAGACUACUCAAAUCAAAACUACAACCAUGCGCCAGCAAACUUCGCAAUGGAUGACGCAGUGACCACCCACUCAACACAGAACCAGACCAUCCUGAGCGAGGCUGCAUCAGCGGGACUGCCCGACCCAGCUGUGGCAGGCAUCAUCCCGGCUCAUAUGCCCAUUCCUAACCAGUCAAAUCCACUCUCUCAGGAUGAUUUACAAGCAGCCAAUCAGCCAGAGAAGAAACCGUUUACUAUGAACGCUAAUGCAGCAGUAUUCCAGUCAAUGUACAGUCAGUCAGGUGGAGCUGGAGCGCUAGACAAGCCUGUCUCUCCCCAGUCAGCUGAGUACCAGAGUAAUUAUCAAGGCAAUAACUACCGAGGUGGAUCAGGGGGCAAUCGUGGGUUUAGAGGAGGCCGAGGUGGAAGAGGAGGUGUGUCGAACGGUUACUCGCGCAGUGGAUCCAGAGGUGGCAGCGUCAACGGACGAGGUGGAUUUAAUCGAGAUAACCGGGAUGGAGAUAGAGUGCCAUAUCAAGGCUAUCCCCCGAGAAGUGAUUAUCGACCAGAUGGGUAUCAAGGCUACAACAACAACUCAGGCUAUUAUAACAAGAGAGGAGGGCCAAAUAGAGGUGGAAUGCGUGGAGGUUCAAGAGGUGGCAGUGGAGGUGGAAGGGGCGGACCCAGGUCAGGCUAUGGGCGGCCCAUGAAUCAACAGCAAACCAUCAGCCAAUAACUUUACUCACCAAUUCCGAAGCGAGACAUGAACAAUUUUUGUAGAAAACUGCAUUUGGAUUGUUACAGGCAAUGUGUCACUGAAACUCCUGUCAGAAAUUCAUCAGUCAGUCAGUCAGUCAGUCAGUCAAGUGAAUUGAGGGAUUAGCAUUUUUCCAUUUAAACUUGGUAAAGUACAAAAAUAUUUUUAUAAUGUCCAUAGCAUUAUGAUUUUCAAAAUACUAUUUAAGAUCUGCAUUGGCUUGAACCAUAUGUGAGGCAUUUUAUUGUUACCUUUUUUGCCCUGAUUCCGUUUACUUGAUUGCAUGCUUUAUAAAAGGAUAUAUAAAUGUUUCUAAGGAAGAUUGACUGUCAAACUGACUGAUGGGUGUGGAGAUGGACAUCACUGAUGUAGAGGUGGCUUGGUGGACUUCAACAGCAGCAAACAACUGAAUAAACCUAUCAGUUGGUGGAAUAAUAUGAAAAAAAAAAAAACAAAAUGUAUAAAAAAAUAGAAAAACCAAAAAAAGAAUAUGACGCAGCUCUACGUCAGACCCCAUGCUGAAAGCAAGCAUUGCUACAUUCUUGGAAGCAGAUAGGAGAGGAAGUAUCGCUCUCUUGUCUGUCUGAUCUCAACACUGGCUUGGUGUUACCUCCCUAAGCUUGCAAUAGCAGGCCGUUGUGGGCUGCAGGGAAAGGGAAAAACCCCACAUGUUCCUGCUCAAAUUUUGUGACAUUAUGGAUUAUUUGUGGAGCAGGUAACUGUUUCCCCGACCUGAUCAGUGGGGAAGGGGGACAGUAUCCACAGCCAUUUGAAACUGUGACUAAUGCAUUCUUGUGCUUACUGCUCAGAGGUUUCUUGAAGAGGAUGGCCAAUUACGAAAGAUUGAAGUCAUUGGCUGAAUAUUUAUGUUCUUGUUAUUUUGAAGAAAAAAAAAAGAAGAAUAUUGUGGCUGUAAUCAAUGAGGUAUUAUGGGGACACCCUGAUUAUGGAAUUCCUCUGAAAUUGGUAUUACAGUUAACCAUCCAUUUUGUACUGCUCUCUCAAAAUCCUUUACCCCCUUUGUGGAACUCUAAGUUCUAAGUAAAACCUAUCGUAUAUAAAGUCAAAGAUGAUUCCUGAAA